AUGUAUUUAGUAUGUUUUUCAAAUGGAAAACACAUUUCUAGACGAUCACAACGUCAACGAAUUAGUCCAAGUCCCGAACCACAAUUCACGACAACUAUUAAUCAACUAUCACCCAUAGAACUUUCACAUAUUUCACAACCGUCUAUGAUAACUGAUGUAAAACCUAAAUCAUUACAUUCUACAGUUUCAAUUACAUCACCACCUACUAUUAUGAAUUCAAAUUCUUUAUUGGAUCGAUCAAAUAUUACUAGUAAUCAUCUUCAAACACCGAAUUUUGUUGCUCAACAAAAACUUGGUUUAUCCGAUAGUUUAAACAUUGCUAGUGGUGAUAAUGAUGUCAAUUCAUCAAAUUUAACACGCAAAAAAAAUUUAUCAACAUCUGAUCUCGAUCCGUUUGAACGCCGGAAACAAAUAGCUUUAACUAAAGCUGAAGGUAAACUAGAAAAAGCUCAACAACUUUAUCGUAUUGCUCAACAAAGUGUUGAACAAAAUCUUUCUGAACUUCUUCGUGUUACAACAAUUCCAAGAAUUCCACAUGAAUCCGAAACACCAAAUACAGCCUAUGAAAAACGUAUACGUACAAUACAAGAAACAAAAGAAGCAUUAGAAACAAAAAUUGCUAAUUAUCGAGCAGAUAUAGCUCGUAUACAAGCCGGUGAUAUACCCGCUCGUUAUACAUCAUCAAAAGAUACGCAAAAUAAUAUAUCAAAUGAAAAUUCUCAACAUAAUUCAAUAAAUAAUAUCUCAACACUUCCGACAAAUGAACAAUCAAUAAUAUCACAUAAUUUAGAUGCUGAUAAUCAUCAUCAUCACCAUGCUCAAACUAAUCUAUCUUCAACAAUAAUCCAUCAUAAUAAUAAUCAAAAUUUAUUAUCAUUAAAUCAAAAUAGUAAUACACUUGAGCCUAUUCGAUCUUCACCUUCAAGUUCAAUAUCCAAUGAAAUUGGAAAUUCACAAUUUUAUAUUGAUUCAAAUUACGAUCACGUUUACGAUGGUGAUAAAUUAAAUCGAAAGCACGAUGCUAUCAUUCCAGCUGAUAUAUCCGUUAUUCACGAUACUGAUAAAUCUCCUUCCACAAAACGACGUUUAACUGAUGAUUCAAAUAUUGAAUUUAAUGAUCGAAUCUCCGAUCAUUCAAGUGAUGAUCGAUUUGUUAGUUAUAAUACAUCAAAACGAAAUACUAUGGCAACAAUUGAAUAUCAUCAAUUAAUGUUAAAAAUUGAUUCUAUGCAAAAGAUAAUUGAUCGUUCGGAUACGAAAAUGAAUGAAUUACAAAAACAAAUUGAUGUAGUAAUAAAAGACAAUCUUGCUGAACGUCAACGAAAUAGUAAUUUAGAUCGUGAAUUAGCUGAUUUAACGGAAAUACAUCAAAAUGAAAUGUCAUCAAUGAAAAAAGAUUUAAAAAAUCUUGAAGAAAAACUUUUAUAUAAUUUUAAUGAAUAUUGGACAGAAAUGGUUGAGAAAUUAGAUAAACUUGAUACAAGGACGACAAAAGUUGAACAAACUCAAGCAAUUUCGCUUGAAACAGAAGAAAAUACACAUCGACUUAUAACGAAAUUUGUCAAUAUUUUAUUAACAGUCUUUGCUAUUAUACUUCUUCUCCUCUCAACUAUUAAAAAUCUUGUUCAAUCACGUGUUCAUGCUGUGAUCCUUUUAAUUCUUGUAUUUACAUGGAUAUCAUUUCAUUAUUUACCAGAAAAUUACUUCCAGUCACCAUUCAUUAAAAAUUUUCCACAUAUCUUCAAAAGAACAACAUGA
Messenger RNA from Adineta steineri, 1758 nucleotides. Lineage: Eukaryota; Metazoa; Rotifera; Eurotatoria; Adinetida; Adinetidae. The record is from the annotation of a GenBank genome assembly.